UUUCAGAAAAUGAUAAUCUUAACAUCUUACCAAAAAAAAAAAACAAAUAUUGACUUAUUUAUGUGAAUAUAUAUUUUAUUUUAAAUCAUUUUAGUGGACGAAGAAAACAUCAUAAUUUGUACAACAAAAUUUCUUAGAUUCACCUCAUCAUACUCACCAUUUUACCAUUUUAAUUAUAUAAUUUUAUAUGAGAUUUUUCAUCCUCCCUGGUUAUUUCUCUUUAUUUAUAACUACAAUAUAAAAUUAUAAACUAUAUAUAUAUUAUAAAUUAAUAUUUUAUUUACCUUUGAAAUCUAAUGAUUAAAAAUAGAACAUAAUUCAAUGUAGAUAUAUGAUUAUAUUAAUAAAUUAACAGUUACAAAUAUGAAAUUUCUAGAAAUAUUAAAAGUCAUAUGUUAGUUAAUUAUCUUCUAAAUGACAUAUAUUUCUAAUUCUUUAUUGAUGAGAAUAUUUUGGCUGAGGUGGAUAGUCCCAAAAGCCUUGAAUUUAGUCUCUUUUAUAUAGUAGGAUUUCCUUCUUCUUGUAUACGUUUCAGUUUGUGACUUUUCCUUUUUUCAGUCGUUACUUAAACUUAAUGCGUCCCACGUGUUGAAGUUUCAUUGGAUAAAUAUUUAUACGACGUGGAUACGGAAUCUUAUAAAACGAGAACUCGUAAGCCCCCACCAAAAGAGAAGAGUGAAACCCUAAUUAUCACGAGACAGAAGAACAGGGUUUGGGUUUUGUCUGCUUCCUAUAAAUCUCAAAACCGUUUAGGGGCUAUUGUCUCUCCAUCGAUCAUGGAUUAUUCGGAUGAUGAUGUCAUGCUCGAUAUUGAAUCAGGUGAAGAUCAUUUAUACAGUGACGACGUUGAUCCUGGAUUCGCCGAGGAAGACAAUGACAACGAUUCUGCAUCUCAGCUAAGUUACGUCAUACUCAAGGAAGAAGAUAUUCACGAGCAUCAAAGGACUGAUAUCGAACAAGUUUCUACGCUUCUCUCUAUAAGCCAAGCUGAAGCGAUCGUUCUGCUUCUUCACUAUCAGUGGAAUGCUAGUAAAGUGGAAGAUGAAUGGUUUACCGAUGAAGAGAGAGUUCGUAAAACCGUCGGUAUAGUGAAGGAGCCUGUCGUUGAUCUUAAUCAAAUGAAUAUUAUAUGUGGAAUUUGCUUUGAGUCCUAUUUUCAAAAAGACAUUGCAACAGUUUCUUGUGGUCAUCCUUAUUGCAUGACUUGUUGGAACGGUUACAUCACUGCAAAAAUCACCGGUGGUCCUGGCUGUUUGAUGGUUACAUGUCCUGAGCCUUCUUGUUCUGCUGUGGUCGGUCAAGAUAUGAUCGAUAAGCUCAUAUCUAAUGAAGAGUUUAAGGAGAAGUAUUAUAGAUACUUCUUUAGGUCUUAUGUUGAAUCCAGCGGGAAAAAGAUAAAGUGGUGUCCAUCACCAGGGUGCGAAUACGCGGUUGAUUUUGGAAAAGGAAGUGAAAACUAUGACGUUUCUUGUUUGUGUUCUAAUGACUUUUGUUGGAACUGUAGUGAAGAUGCUCACCGUCCUGUGGACUGCGAUACGGUGGCGAAGUGGAUAUUCAAGAACAAUGAUGAAUCCGAGAACACGACUUGGAUACUAGCCAAUACAAAGCUUUGUCCCAGAUGCAAGCGUCAUAUCGAGAAGAACCAGGGAUGCAACCAUAUGACAUGCUCAGCGCCUUGCCGUUUUCAGUUUUGUUGGAUCUGUCUUCGUGCAUAUCCAUGUCCUGAGGAUUGCAACAAGUUUAAGGGUGAUGAUGAGGCUGAAAACAAGAGAGAAAUGGCCAAAACUGCCUUGCAUAGAUACAUGCAUUAUUAUGAAAGAUGGGUAAGCAAUCAAUCGUCAAGGCUAACGGCUAAGAGAGACCUGGAGAAGUUGCAAUCGGUGCAACUUAAGCAGCUUAGUGACAAACACAGCACACCAGAAACUCAGCUUCAGUUCAUUGUAGAUGCAUGGCUUCAGAUCAUCGAGUGUAGGAGGGUCUUGAAAUGGACAUUUGCAUAUGGAUACUACCUUCCUCAACAUGAACAUGCCAAGAAACAAUUUUUCGAGUAUUUGCAAGCGGAGGCUCAAGUUGGUUUGGAGAGGCUUCAUGAUUGUGCAGAAGUGGAGUUUAAACAGUUUGUCAGCGAAACCGAAGAACCGUCUAAAGAUUUCAGUGAUUUCCGCAGGAAAUUGACUGGUCUAACUAUAGUAACCAAAACCUACUUCGAAAAUCUGGUGAAAGCUUUGGAGAAUGGUCUUGCUGAUGUAGAGAGCACAAUGAGAGCAAAAUAACAACAGACUCUAUGACUUCCACCACAAGAUAAAGUUUGUGAGCAUAUAAUUUUACUAUGUUUAUUUCUAUAUUCAAACUUUAAUAUUAAAAUAAAAAUGGAUCAAAUAUCAUAUGACACAUGUUGUAGUGUUUUGGCAUGUGUAUUCAUGAUUUCUUGAAUUAUUUUAUUUUCUUCUCUUUUAUCUUUUAUUUUAUUUUUAUAACCUUUUUAGGCUGAAAUAAUACUACGUGAGAAGUGAGAACCUUGCAUUUUUGUCCAUAGCUCUUUUUAAGCUGCUCCACAACUUUUGAAGUCCUUUGAAGUAAAUUACUAAUAAUAAGUUAAUAACACGAAAAAUCAUGCCCCACAAAAGACAAAGAAGAUGAAACAAUGAAACAUGGCGCCUGCCCACCAAUUUCCUUCCAUGUUUUUAUUAUGGGCUAGGGGUGGGCACUUUGGUUAUUUUUUCGGUUCGGUUCGGUUUAGUUAGUUCGUUUAUAGUAUUUUUCCAGCUGAAAUAAACCAUAUUUAUUUUAGUUUGGUUCGGUUCGAUUUAUGUUCGGUUCGGUUUAUAUUAGGUUCGGUUUGUUUUUUGGAUCAGUUUAAUUAGGUUUUUCUUAGUUUAAUUUUUUAAGAGAAAUUGUGUUUUAAAACGUAAAUUAUGUAAACAUAAACUAUGUGAAUUAAAUUCAAUAUAAAUCUGAUUUUUUUUUAAAGUCACGAAAAGUAUAUAAGAAUUAAAAUAAAUGAAAGUUAACUAAAAUAAAAAAAAAAACUAACAUCAUUAGUAAUGUCUCUUAUAAAAUUAUUAAAAAGUAUAUAAUGAAUCAUCUUCUAUGUGACGCUAUGGAAAAUAACUUUUGUUUUUAAUAAAAUUUGCUUUAGGUAUUAGAUUUAGAUUUAACAUCCACGUUUACAUAUACAAAAUACAAGCAUACAAACUUUUCUUUUUUUUUUACAUCAAAUAUUUUGAUAAAUACAUAUUAGGUUAGAAGAAUAUAUAUUAAUUAGUGAAAAAUGGAAAAUAUGUGGUAUAGUAUUAGAAUUUUAGUAUAUUGGUAUUACUAAUAUUUUUAAUUCAAAAUAAUUACGAAACACAUCGGUUUCUCGGUUCGGUUCGGUUUAAAUCGAACCAUUCGGGUUGGAGAAAUCUUCAACCAAAUGGUUUGAAAUAAACUUUGGUUCGGUUUCGGUUCGGUUGGUUCGGUUUGAUUCGGUUCGGUUCGAUUUUUUUGCCCACCCGUUAUGGGCAUCUCUAACAAUUCCCUUCAUUUUGAAAGGGAUCACUUUUAAAAUAAAAAGAUAAAGACGUGGUUUUUCAAUGAUGGCCUUCAAUUUUUUUCUGUUAAAAUUAUAUUUUACAGUUUAAUCCUCGAUUUUAUUAAUAAUUAAUUAUAAUCAUUAAACUUUAAUAAAUAAAUAGUAAGCACAUAUUAAUAUGGUAUUUACAUUACUAAUAAACAGAUUUAGUAGUAACACUGAAUUACUUCUAAUAAAAAAACAUAAAACUACAAAGCAUCCUAAAUACUCUGAAAUUUUUACAUUUUGAGCUUAUCAAACAUUGUAAAUAACAAGACAAAACUACAAAGAAUCCUAAAUACUAGUAUAGUAGGUUAAAAUUUACGUCUUGCGCGGGAUGAACAUUAUGUAUAAAAAUAAUAUUAACAUAUUAUUGUUUAUCUUUUGUUCAUUUACAUAUUAUAUAUAGAAUUUAAUUAGAGUCAACACAUAAACCAAAACAAUACUUCCUAUUUAUUUACAAUAAUGUUUUUGGUAAAUAAAUCAAAACAAUCAUUUAUUUAUUUUAUAUGGUAUAUAAUUAAAUUUCAAUGAUAUUAACAUCGAUAUAUAGCAUAUUUUAAUAUAAAUAUUUAUUAUUAAGAUUUUCUACUCAUAUGAUUUUAUUAAUAUUUUUAUAUUUGUUGUAACAAAAAAAUUAAAUCAUUAAUCUAAAAAUUUUCAGUGUGAGAUUUUUUCAAUGGAAAUAUCAAAAUUAAAAUAUUAAGGUCACAAUAAUUUUUCAGUGCAAAUUUCGAAACUAACACAUUUAUGUAUUUUAAUUUAAAUGCUAUUAAUUUAUAUUUAUAUAUUUUUAAUAUGAAUAUCUAUUAAUGGACACUUCAUAUUCAUAUGAUUUUAUGAUUAUUUAAAUCUUCUUUUAACAAAAAAGUUAAACCAUUGAUCAAAAAGUUUUUAAUGUGGGACUUUUAUCAUUUUUAGUAAUUUAUAGUCGUUUUAAAAAAUUAAAAAUAUAGCAUAUAAGAAAAAUCUAAAUUUUUUAUUAUAUGCUUAAUGUGAAUGUGUAAUUUAUUUCAAUAACAUAAAAUUAAACAGAAAAUAAAGAGGAUACAAAAAUUGUUAUAAAAUCUUUAUUUAUUCAUAAUCAUUAAUUGACAUAUAUAUGUUAAUCAUAUUAGGUAAUUUUGUAGCUUUUAUUUAAGGAAGAAAUGAAGAAUAUUGUUUUGUACACUACUAAUAAAUUUGAUUUUUUUAUUUUUUUUUUAUCAAUUUUAUUGUUAGUUUAAUAAAAAAAAAUAAUAUAUAUUUAAAUGUACCAAUUUAUUUUUCUAAAGAUUCUAAUUGGCUAUUAAAAUAUGUUGUAAUGUUUUUUUCAAUUAAUAUAUAAGAGAUAUAAUGAGAGUAGAAUUAGAACAUACAAAGAAUUCAAACCACUUCUUGUUUUUUUUUGGUAAAAAUGUUAAAUUUUUAUACCAUUUUCAGAUCUUUUGACAGACUUUACACAGACACUAGUAACAGAGCAAAGUAAUCUAAUCAACAUAGGCAAAGAGAAGAAGGAAAGCAACAUGAAGAGACCUUAGGAACAAUCACACAAUUUAAACUCAUAGAACUAAGAGGCAAAGCAGAGGCUAAAGCUUGACCAAAUGAGUGCAUUGCCAAAUGGAGAUGACAUCUUUGAUGAUAUAUGAGACCACGCUGCAGUAGAAAUUGGCUUGCCCGCUAACGCUGCUCCAAAUGAUUGAUACCAUCUCUGGACAGCUUUGCACUCCUCAAUCGACGAAAAUCAAUCCUUCAAACCACCACCGACAGUAGGAGACUGAUCUUCAAGAACUCCGACCACUACUCUUAACCAGAAAGCUCUAGCUGCGCCCACUGGGUAGUCCCACCAAGAUCUCUAACUGUUACUAUUAUUACGCAGUUCGACUUCAGAAAUAAUGCAAACCAUAGCAAAAACCGGGUGCAGUGAGAGCCACAUUCUGAUGUUGUUCUUCCAAUCCUACAAUUUAGACCAAGGAUAUGACCACCAUUGCGAACCAACUGACCCAACAAUGGUGCUGGGAUGACAUAUCUAAACAUGAGGCUCCCUCGACGAACCAUCCCUCCCAUGACCCACAGGAUAUCGGAAACGCCGCCUCACGCUAAACCCGAGAACCGAGCCUAGCUCCAAAAGCGACGCCAAAGUUACGCCAACGUGGGAGAGCCGGUGAGCAACUCCGACGUACUGGAGAGGAAGAAACCUCCACAAAUGAACAAACGAUGCAAUACGAACAUCAAAAGCGGCGAGGACCGAGAUGGAAAAGUCAGAGCAACCGCCGGAGGAGACCAAGGAACAGGUCAUAGACGGCCUGCCUCAACUCCGAGAACAGCAGCGAGCACACGAACAACACGGCAGUAGCAGCAGCGAACCACUUCUUGUUUUCGGCGUCUCUUGACAAAUAAAAAUGUUAGAAAAAAUGGGUGAAGCAAACGGCCACUUAAUGUUUUCCCAUAUCCAUUACAAGGACACAUUAAUCCAAUGAUGCAACUCUCCAAACGCUUAUCCAAAAAGGGACUCACCGUCUCACUCCUCAUUGCCUCCAACCCACCGUGAACCUUACACCUCCGAUGACUACUCCAUCACCGUCCACACCAUCCACGACGGUUCCUUUCAUACGAACACCCACUCACCAAGAUUAAAGAUCCUCUACGUUUCACCGUCUCUACCACUCGUAGCAUCACCGAUUUCAUGGGUACAAGUUCAUUUCUUUUAAUUUAGGCAAUGAUUGUUUUACUAGUUUUUAGAUUUUGGUUUCUGGUUUUUAGAUUUUGAUUUAUAGAUUUUGGUUUUUAGUUUUGAUUUUUGAUUUUGCAGUAGAUUUUGGUUUUUAGAAAAACAUGAUUGGAUGUUUUAGAAGUUGGUUUUACCUUUGGGUUUUCCUUUUAAAAUUAA
This is a messenger RNA of Brassica rapa (field mustard), 6422 nucleotides long. RefSeq names its product probable E3 ubiquitin-protein ligase ARI11. Gene Ontology annotation, biological process: protein ubiquitination. Lineage: Eukaryota; Viridiplantae; Streptophyta; Magnoliopsida; Brassicales; Brassicaceae. Gene Ontology annotation, molecular function: zinc ion binding; ubiquitin-protein transferase activity. The record is from RefSeq and is a predicted model, not a curated record.